Molecule: messenger RNA, 1656 nt
Organism: Drosophila willistoni
Lineage: Eukaryota; Metazoa; Arthropoda; Insecta; Diptera; Drosophilidae
Exons: 3
Source: RefSeq, a predicted model, not a curated record
AUGUUUCGGCAGAUUUGGGUGAACGACAAACACCGCGACUUCCAAAAAAUUGUCUGGAGAGAAAGGCCAUCGGAUCCAAUCAAACACUAUCAACUAUGCACCGUCACUUAUGGCACCUCAUGUGCACCAUUCCUGGCUGUUAGGGUAUUAGAGCAACUGGCUACUGAUCAUCAGCAGGAAUUCCCGAAUGCUGCAAAAAUCUUACAAGAGGAUUUUUAUGUCGACGAUGUGCUCACUGGGUCAAACAGUGAGGAGGAACUGAUACAAAAUCGAAAGGAACUUAUUCAACUUAUGUCCUGUGCUAAUUUGGAGCUUGGGAAAUGGGUAUCAAACACACCUCGCAUACCAACAGAAGGAACUGAUUCUACACAAUCAUCUCCAGUCAAGGUUCUUGGACUUUACUGGCAACCUGGUCUUGAUACAUUGUCUUAUAAUGUUGGUCUAAAAGGAAAUGUCGAUUGUACAAAACGACAAGUUUUAUCGGAUGUCUCGCGGAUCUUCGAUCCACUUGGGCUUUUGGCACCAAUUGUGGUCCAAUUCAAAAUACUCUUUCAACAAUUAUGGCUUCUCGAUUUGGGAUGGGAUGACAAACUCCCUAAGCAACUAGCGGAUACUUGGCUCAAAUGGCGAGCAGAUUUGGAUAUGCUACAACACAUUCAAAUACCCCGGUUGGUUGUCAACGACACCGACAACAUUGAAUUGCAUGGAUUCUCCGAUGCAUCAACGAAGGCAUACGCUGCUGUAGUAUACAGCAGAGUAAUCAACAAGGAUGGCUCGAUUUCUACCUCGAUUAUGACUGCGAAGUCUAGGGUGGCUCCGCUAAAGCAGCAAUCUCUGCCCCGCCUAGAGCUUUGCGCGGCACUUCUCCUAAGUCAACUCAUACGUUCGAUAAAGGCGGCACUUCGACAUCAAAAGGUCACGGUUUUUGCAUGGUGCGAUUCCACAAUCGUUCUCUAUUGGCUAUCAUACGCACCCUCUCGACUAAAGACAUUUGUUGGGAACCGAACUUCGGAAAUUCUGGACACCAUUCCAAGGCAUUAUUGGCGUCAUGUGGACUCCAAAUCAAAUCCAGCUGAUUGCGCAUCCAGAGGUCUCAUGGCUGCAGACCUAAAGGACUUUCAGUUAUGGUGGAAUGGCCCGUCAUGGAUACGUGACGCGGAUCAGUUUCUGGAUGACUAUCAAUUGCUACUCGCAAAUAAACCAUUGCGAAGUCGAUCUCAGCUGGCUAAACUCUCGCCAAUGAUCGACAAGGACGGACUACUCAGGGUUGGAGGACGCUUGCACCACUCGCAAUUGUCCACAGAGGCGAAACAUCCAGUUUUGCUACCGAAAUCUCAUCGCAUCACCAAGCUGAUACUUGAAUACGAACACAGGGUCAACCUGCACCCUGGCGUCUCAUCACUCUUUGUUAUGGUUUUCUGGAAGCAAUGGCAUCAGGAGUAUCUUACCACAUUGCAACAGCGUCCAAAGUGGACCACUACAACACCAAAUAUAGCAGUGGGAGAUGUGGUGCUUGUAAAGGAAUCGAACACCCCACCAGCUCACUGGCAUCUGGCGCUGGUUCUCGAAGCCUACCCAGGCAAGGAUCAAUUGGUUCGAGCGGUUAGACUCAAGACCUCUUCGGGAGAAUUAACUCGGCCAAUCACCAAGGUUGCG